UCUCGUGUAAGCCAAUCGUCGGAUAUUUUGUCAUUCCUUCUCCUUUUUCUGUGCGCGACAAAUAGUAUUAGGCAUUUCGUAUAAUUACAACUCAAGUGAUUUAUUCUUAAAUAUGCAACAACAAAAUCAUAGGAUUUUUUACAACAAUGUAUCACUCCUAGUGAAUGAUAUGUUGAAAGACAAAUGAAAAGGAAACUUACUGACAAUUAAAACUCGUGCAGCACGAGUCGUCUCUUUGUAAGAUGGCUGAUAUUUCGACGAGUGCUUUGAGCAAGAAGAAAAAGGUGUCUUUGCCGGUUGGUUGGUUGGAACGUUUCACAAAAAAACAUCCUGAUAAGCCAUAUUAUUUCAAUGUAAACACUGGCGAGUCCAGAUGGACUCCACCAGUGAAUGACACUGAUAAGACCAUGGAGAAGCAAAGAGGUAGAAAGAGGAAAAACAGGGAUGACGAGGAGAAGGAGACAAUAGAUCCACCUGCUGAACCAAAAAAUAAAGACACUCCAGCUAUGCAACAGUACAGAGAAAAAAUGGCUCAAAGAAAAGCAGCUCUGGAAGCCAAAAAGAAUACUUCGAAGUCAAAAUCAAAUCUUAACAAAAUGGUUACUCCUCAAAAGAUGAAUGGUAAUGGUAAUAUUUCAAAACCCAGUGUUCAAACAAGAUUGAGACGAAGUUCAGUAGUGCUACUUAAGGAUAAUGAUUCAACCUCUAGUGAUGCUAGUAUUGUUUCAAAUGCCAGUAUGGGAUCCAAAAUCAAACAGCUGGUGAAAAUAGCUGAACCUGUAUCAAAAACUCUGAGUAUUUCAAACAAAGAAAUCUCCAACUCUCCUCAGUCAAUUCGUAACUUAUCAAAGAUACCUAAAGUUCAGAUUACCAGAGCAAAAUUACCAACUUCUUCUGACAGUUUAUCAGAUUAUGGUACUAUGUCUGAUAAUUGCCCAAACAAUGUGAGUGUAAGCACUGGUAAAUCUAAGUUUGGUACACCAAAGAGACUUAAUAAUAAUUUGGCCAAUGAGAGACUAACAAAAUUGAGAAAAAGUUUAAGCACGGAAGAAAAAAAACCAGCACUUAAUAAACGUGCACGUCGAACAAUAGCAACAGACUGUAAUUACAAUGACUCUGAGAUGAUUGAUCAAAGUAAGUUAUUGGGUUCACCAUUAUUUAUUCGUUCAAAAUCUCAGAGCAGCAGGUUAAAUGAUUUAGAACGGCGAGUACAAAAAAACUCUUUUGUAGAAAUGAAUCAAAUUAAGCAAGUUAAAUCUGUCGAAGAAGAAGUGGCUAUUGACGAUAAGAAGCUUUUAGAGAAAUGUGAAGUCGCUGAUCUUUUUUGUGAACAAAUGGAUUGGGAACCAAUUGAAGAUGAGAAGAUCACAUUUGAAGUGUAUUCAGUUCGGCAUCAACUGUGUGAAAAACCAGCCAAAGCAUUAAGUGAAUUAUCAUGCCAUAUAAUAAAUUCAGGACAUAUUCCCAAGAAAACAAAUGCUCUCUACAUCAUCAUUGAUACAAAUGUUUUUUUGUCUAACUUACCUUUUGUAGAGGAAGUCCGAGAUUCUCAGUCUGAAAAGUUUGGGCGACCAUUUAUUGUAAUACCUUGGACUGUUUUACAGGAACUGGAUUAUAUUAAAGACAAUAAAGACAAUUCUAGAUCUCAUGCUUUGAAGCUCAAUGCCAGAAAAGCUGUUGACUUUUUGAAUAAACAUUUCAGUGCAAAGCAUCCUCGUUUUCUAGGACAGACGCCCACAGAUGUUGAAAAGAAUAAACAAUUGUUUAGUGUUGAAUGCCCUGAUGAUGAAAUUUUGCAAACGUGUUUACAAGUAAAAGAUUCUACAAGAACGGCAGUGCUACUCUCAUAUGAUAAAAAUUUAUGUACAAAAGCAAUGAUUCAUGAUAUCAUUACAUUAGGACGAGACGAACCACUUGAAAAAAUAUUUUUUUUAAAAGCAGCGGAAACAAAAGACUUUCUAUCAAAUAGUUUGCAUACGCACAUUGAAGAGAAAGCGGAAGAUGUUACGAUAGCGCAGAAAGAGAUAAUGGAGACUGAUGAUAUUAUAGAAGAAGCAAAAGCAAUUAUAAAGUCUGUGUUGUCUGAAGUUGUAUCUAAAGAAAUGGAAACUCUGUUUGGUAACCGAUGGGAAAUGCACGUAAUCAUCCGACCACCGUGGUCUGUAGCCACAGUUCUGAAAUGUGCUUUGAAACAUUGGAUGGGAGCUGUGAGUUUUUCAUUUAAAACUAGGAAAAUAGAGACGAUGCUUCAUGAUCUUCUGGAGCAAAUAAACAAUGUACCAGAAGGGGGACGAAAAUUGAAUGAUGCUAAACAGUUUUUGGAAAAAUGUAAUGAUAUAGUCCAAGGAUUGGAUUCGAGCAAGUAUGAUCAAUUCAAAAUUGAAGCCUUGGACAAAUUAGAGAAGUUAAAUCAAAGAUGUACAAAUAUCAUCAAUGAACUAAACGGCGAAAGGUUAAAGUUGUCUGUAGGACUAGAACCAAAUGUCAAUGAAGAGGAAAGGAGAGCUUUUAUUGCUUUCCAAAUCUUAGAAGAUAUCUACAAUUAUUCAAGAGAUAUUUGUGGUAUAGCAUCAGAUACACUUGGGUUGCAGUGUUCAAUUCAAUACAACAAAUUUAAUUCAGUCCUUACACCAAAGAUUGCGAUUGAGCAUGAGAAAGAUGUCGGUGUUAAUGUUAACAGACUGUGCCAAGCUCUGGAAGUAUCAUUGGCAAGAUUGAACGAAGAUAUUCAGCCAAACGAUCAAAUUAUUUAUGCACUGUAUGAGACAAUCAUGCAUUUUUCUUCAGAUGUGAAUUUCAAGGAAUUACCACAGCUUACUCCUCUCGAUUUGUUCUGCUGUUUGAAACAUCGUAAACCACAAAUCGAAAAAGGCAUCGACCAAUUACAAGAACUUUGCGUUCAUUUUGCUCGCAUGGCAAGUCAUCAGUGUCUAUCGUAA
Phymastichus coffea is the source of this 2939-nucleotide messenger RNA. It is a transcript of the gene Swt1, whose product is annotated as transcriptional protein SWT1-like. The record is from RefSeq and is a predicted model, not a curated record. The coding region runs from base 243 to 2939 and encodes 898 amino acids. NCBI's taxonomy places the organism in Eukaryota, Metazoa, Arthropoda, Insecta, Hymenoptera, Eulophidae. Gene Ontology annotation, cellular component: nucleus. Gene Ontology annotation, molecular function: protein binding. The transcript has 9 exons.